AUGACAACCAAUAUCAAGUAUCUGGACGAGUUCGAGGACAAGCACAACUACCGUUCGAUCCGGGUGCCCGACACCAAGACGCUCGAGUUUGAGCCGCUCAAGCCAGCACCAAACAAUGACGCGUACUGCAAGGUGUCAAUGGUCAAGAACUCUGACCUCACCAUGGGCCUAAGUCUGUUUGUACGCACGAGCGACACGGACGCCCAGCUCACUCUCCCGGUAUACACCUUUGUGCUCGAGCACGCCGGUAAUGGACGCCGAGUCGCCUUUGACCUUGGCCUCAAGCCCAAGCUCGAGGACUUUUCGCCGUUCAUCCAGACCAUCAUCAAGGAUACACCUAUCACUUGGCCGCGUGGUACACUGCCCGAGAUCUUUGCCGACCACGGUAUAGACGCCAAGACUAUCGAAGCCGUCAUUCUCUCCCACGUACACUUUGACCAUAUUGGCGACAUUGGUCAGUUCCCGACCUCGACCAAGCUCAUCGUCGGCCCCAACACUGCCAAGGCCGCGCUCCCAGGGUACCCGAGUUAUAAGGACUCUGCGGUUCUCGACAGCGACCUUCCCUUUGGUAGCGAGCGCGAGGUCGAAGAGCUCAACGACAAGUCGCCAUGGGUCAGGUGCGGCGCAUUCCCCGAGGCCAUCGACUACUUUGGUGACGGAUCGCUAUACAUUCUCAACGCGUACGGUCAUAUGGUUGGCCACAUUGCCGCACUUGUGCGCACGUCGACCAAUCCUGAUUCGUACAUGCUCCUCGCCGGUGACUCGGCGCACGUCCGCGGACUGUACUCGUGCUGCGUCGGUUGUGCGCACCCCUCCUUCCGAGCGGGUCUUUACCCCGCUGCUCACGGCCUCUCGCCGGCAGAGCAGAAACGUGGCGGCCUCCUCGCUAUCCACUACGACUUGCCCGCUGCGUACCUCAACAUGGCCCGAAUGGGUCGUAUGGAGGAAGAGGACAACGUAUGUGUUAUCCUCGCUCACGACCUUGAGUGGAAGAAGAUCAUCGACCGCGAGCAGGGGGGCGAGGACUGGGAAUGGGUUCAAGUGGGCGAUUGGAUGGCCAAGAAUAGAAAGGCCGAAGUCAAGCGCGAACUGGUGUACAAGCCAGACGGGGUCAAGGACUAUGACAAGAUCUAA
This is a messenger RNA of Cutaneotrichosporon cavernicola, 1134 nucleotides long. RefSeq lists its product as uncharacterized. Lineage: Eukaryota; Fungi; Basidiomycota; Tremellomycetes; Trichosporonales; Trichosporonaceae. The transcript is spliced from 2 exons. The record is from RefSeq and is a predicted model, not a curated record. Bases 1 to 1134 code for a protein of 377 amino acids.